AUGGGUCUGCUUUGGAACGGACACUCGUCUGUACGGGGCAAGGCUCUAGUAGCCGCUAUCACAUCCGUUUGCUCUUCUGGGUUCUUGCUGUUUGGUUAUGACCAAGGUGUCAUGUCCGGAGUCAUCGUGUCCCAGAACUUCCUAGACCUAAUGGGGAACCCAAAUUCUUCUCUCACUGGAGCCAUCUCAUCCCUGUAUGACGUUGGCGCUAUAUUCGGCGGACUCGCUUGCGCUGUCUUCGGAGAGAGGAUUGGUCGCCGCGGUGUUCUGAUGUAG
Molecule: messenger RNA, 276 nt
Organism: Dacryopinax primogenitus
Lineage: Eukaryota; Fungi; Basidiomycota; Dacrymycetes; Dacrymycetales; Dacrymycetaceae
Exons: 2
Coding region: 1-276 (91 amino acids)
Biological process (GO): transmembrane transport; carbohydrate transport
Cellular component (GO): membrane
Molecular function (GO): carbohydrate:proton symporter activity
Source: RefSeq, a predicted model, not a curated record